Hymenoscyphus albidus is the source of this 408-nucleotide messenger RNA. NCBI's taxonomy places the organism in Eukaryota, Fungi, Ascomycota, Leotiomycetes, Helotiales, Helotiaceae. The record is from the annotation of a GenBank genome assembly.
AUGUCUAUUGAAUCUUCGUUGGCGACCGCCGCUGGACUUCAUGCGUCCCAGGGUUGAUCAAUAUAUGUUUCAGUUCUGCGCUGUCGUUUUUCCCUCCCUUUCUUUUGUCGAGACGAUCACUCAUGGCAAAUGCUAGGCCUGAGAUCGAUCUCAUCCACUCAUGGCGAUAUGCUAGGCCUGAGAUCCAUCCCAUCCACUCAUGGCGAUAUGCUAGGCCUGAGAUCCAUCCCAUCCACUCAUGGCGAUAUGCUAGGCCUAAGAUCCAUCCCUUCCACUCAUGGCGAUAUGCUAGGCCUGAGAUCCAUCCCAUCCACUCAUGGCGAUAUGCUAGGCCUGAGAUCCAUCCCUUCCACUCAUGGCGAUAUGCUAGGCCUGAGAUCCAUCCCAUCCACUCAUGGCAAAUUCUAG